GAAAACUUGAAACCAGCUCUGCCAUAUAUAGAAACAAACAGUGAAUUGCUUUUGCUAAUUUACUAGUUCAUAGAAAUAUGGCAGGCAAUGUGUUUGGAGACCCCAUCACUGAUGAGGAUGUAAAAAUACUUCAUCCAGAGAAGACCGAUAUAACGCGCAAAGACAGAGCUGAAGUGGCUUUCCUAAACAUCAAUUCAAAGGGGAGGGACGCCAAUGCAAAAACCUUUGUGAAGAACCUUAAGGAAAGGUAUGGCAAUGGAAUCUCUGCACUUUGUAUGAUUUUCAAUGCCACCGGAGAUACAUUAACGUACUCCGGCAAACAUGACUGGCACGGCCAUAUUUAUGAAUCGCCAUACCCUGCCAAGAUUCAAAAUGGGCAGUGGGGUGCUUUUCUCCAUGUCCAUCCCUCGUGGUUUGCUGGUUCGGAAUCCGCUGUUGUCUACCGCGGCUUCAAUGGCGACGAUUAUCUCUCUGACUUGAUGCUUUCUUGGGGCAUUCCUUAUAUUGGUGAUAACCAUACUUAUACUGAAAUCCGUGAAGGACAUCAUUAUGAGACUGAUCAUUGGGAUUACAUUCAAAGUUUGUUGGAAAGCCAAUCCACUCAUUAUGAGGACACUUGGAACGGAUGCUACUCUAUGGUGACAAUUGGGGAAGGCACUUCGCCUGAGUUUGUGGGAAUAAUGACCUUGGAGGGUGUCACUAGUAAAAAUAAAAUAAAUAUCAACAGUUUCUUGACGAGUACUGCAAGUGCAAGUGCUUAAGAUUAUCAAACUGCGUCGUUUCUUUUUUGUUGAAAAAAAUAAAAAGUUGUAUUAUACAACUUUAUCAGGUGGAUAUUUAUGCAUGGCUUUUCCACUUAAAUAAGGACAGUGAGUA
This is a messenger RNA of Ziziphus jujuba (common jujube), 876 nucleotides long. RefSeq names its product 23 kDa jasmonate-induced protein-like. The record is from RefSeq and is a predicted model, not a curated record. The coding region runs from base 78 to 761 and encodes 227 amino acids. Lineage: Eukaryota; Viridiplantae; Streptophyta; Magnoliopsida; Rosales; Rhamnaceae. The transcript is spliced from 2 exons.